AGGGCCGGAUCGCGUCGUGACCCCCCACCUGGCCGGACUGCCCACCGCGCAGGACAAGCCCCGCCUCCACAAGAGGGCGCGGUGCAGGCCCUCCUGACAUUUGGCACCUCUCUCCCGCAGGUGGAGCCACAGAGCAGGUGUGUUCUCACACCUGAGCCCCUGCCACCCACCUGCCUGUGCUCCUCACUAGGCAACACCCCUCCCCGCCCAGGCCCACCCCAGGCUCAGCGCUUGCUCCUGCGCUGCCCCACCCCCACUGCGCCUGACCGAAAGGCCGCCGGCUUCCAAUGCCAGCUCCACCCCUGGAUGUCUGCCUCCGUGUGGGCUCACCCCUGCCUGCCUCUGCCACCUGCACCCCUGCCCACCUAGCUGCUCAAGCGAAGUCCGAAGCGUUGUGUAAGAUGUCCCCUGUUCAUCAGCAGACGUCCCUCCGCCCCGGCAAUCUGCUGUAGGUCCUUCCCGCUGCCUUUGUGGCCACCACCCAGUCCUGGCACUACACCUCUGCCUGGGGCCCUUUCAAAACCAAGGGCAGCGAAGCAGCUCCGUGUGGCGCCAGGGUGGUGGGCGCCUGCCAUCACGCGCUCGUCCACACCCACGGGACGUGCACCACCAAGGGUGACCCUGCCGUGGACUCGGGGCAAUGACGACGCAUCAGCUCCAGCAGGGGGUCAGUGGAGCAAGGCCUGAGCUACAACUUCACCCAUCUGGAUGGGUUCCUGGAUCUUCUCCGAGAGAACCAGCUCCUCCCAGGCUUUGAGCUGAUGGGCAGCCCCUCCAAACGCUUCACCGACUUUGAGGACAAGCAGCAGGUGUUUGAGUGGAAGGAGCUGGUCUCCCUCCUGGCCAGGAGAUACGUUGACAGGUACGGACUCUCCCACGUUUCCAAGUGGAACUUCGAGACGUGGAACGAGCCAGACCACCACGACUUUGACAACGUGUCCAUGACCUUGCAAGGCUUCCUGAACUACUACGACGCCUGCUCCGAAGGCCUGCGAGCCGUCAGCCCCGCUCUGCGCCUGGGCGGCCCUGGGGACUCCUUCCACCCCUGGCCACGCUCCCCGCUGUGCUGGGGCCUCCUGGGCCACUGUCACAACGGCACCAACUUCUUCACGGGAGAGUUGGGCGUGCGGCUGGACUACAUCUCCCUCCACAAGAAGGGCGCGGGCAGUUCCAUCUACAUCCUGGAGCAGGAGCAGGCGGCCGUGCAACAGAUCCAGCGGCUCUUCCCCAAGUUCGCCGACACCCCCAUUUACAACGACGAAGCUGACCCGCUAGUGGGCUGGUCCCUGCCGCAGCCUUGGAGGGCCGACGUGACCUACGCGGCCCUGGUGGUGAAGGUCAUUGCGCAGCACCAGAACCUGCUGGUGGCCAACACCAGCUCCCCCGUGCUCUACGCGCUCCUGAGCAACGACAACGCCUUCCUGAGUUACCACCCGCACCCCUUCACGCAGCGCACGCUCACGGCGCGCUUCCAGGUCAACAACACCCGCCCGCCGCACGUGCAGCUGCUGCGCAAGCCGGUGCUCACCGCCAUGGCGCUGCUGGCCCUGCUGGACGGCGAGCAGCUCUGGGCCGAGGUGUGGCAGGGCGGGACGCUGUUGGACAGCAACCACACGGUGGGCGUGCUGGCCAGCGCGCACCACCCGGCCGGCCCCGCUGACGCCUGGCGCGCCACGGUGCUGGUCUACGCGAGCGACGACACGCGCACCCACCCCAACCGCAGCAUCGCCUUGACCCUGCGCCUGCACGGGGUGCCCCCGGGGCCGGGCCUCGUCUACGUCACACUCUACCUGGACAACCGGUUCUGCAGCCCUCACGGCGAGUGGCAGCGCCUCGGCCGGCCCGUCUUCCCCUCGGCAGAGGAGUUCCGGCACAUGCGCGCAGCCGAGGACCCGGUGGCCACGGCGCCGCGCCCCUUCCUUGCCAGCGGCCGCCUGACGCUUCAGCCGGAGCUCCGACUGCCCUCACUCCUGCUGGUGCACGUGUGCGCACGCCCAGAGAAGCCGCCAGGCCAGGUGACCCAGCUCCGGGCUCUGCCCCUGACCAGUGGGCAGGUGCUCUUGGUCUGGUCAGAUGAGCAUGUGGUCUCCAAGUGCCUGUGGACGUAUGAGGUCCAGUUCUCUGCAGGUGGUGAGGGGUACGCUCCCGUCAGCAGGAAGCCGUCGACCUUUAACCUCUUUGUGUUCAGCCCAGACACAGCUGUCACAUCUGGCUCCUACCGGGUUCGAGCGGUGGACUACUGGGCCCGACCAGGCCCCUUCUCGAACCCUGUGCAGUACGUGGAGGUCCCUGCCCCGUGAGGGCUGCCGCUGCCCAGUGACUGUGAGCUGGAGCUGACCGGUGACCCCGGGCGGCCAGGAGCUGAGGCGGGCUGGACCACCGCCGGCCAUCACUUGGCUCUGUUCACCUUGUCCUGUGACUUGCUCGCCUCCUUAAAGUGCCUUUCCGCUCAUCA
This is a messenger RNA of Acinonyx jubatus (cheetah), 2455 nucleotides long. RefSeq names its product alpha-L-iduronidase (gene IDUA). Gene Ontology annotation, molecular function: L-iduronidase activity; protein binding. Lineage: Eukaryota; Metazoa; Chordata; Mammalia; Carnivora; Felidae. Bases 762 to 2300 code for a protein of 512 amino acids. The record is from RefSeq and is a predicted model, not a curated record. Gene Ontology annotation, biological process: carbohydrate metabolic process. The transcript is spliced from 14 exons.